AUGUCCAUUUCCCUUGUUUUUGAAUCAACGUCGCUGUACCAUAACACCAUCUCCUGCGAAACGCAUGGGAUUCGUUAUCAAAUCUCGCGUGGGUCAGACGACGUUGUCACUAUCAAGCGCUGGGACCCCAAGACAGAUCUAAUGAGCUCUGUGUAUGAGCUCAAGCUACCUUACUUCACAAAGGACAUGUAUCGAAAACCCGGCGAAGCCACUUGGCUACCAAUGAGGCAAUUACUGCAAAAGGCUGGCAAUAAUCCACUUUCCAACACUAAAGCAUUCCAUGGAUCCGGAGGUCUUGAAUAUCGCUGGGAAACGUUGGACCGAAAAGUACUUCUCUUUGCAGGAUCGCAGAGUAGUCCCGAGCCCUCUCCGAUUGCUUGGUACAACUGGAGUCACACGCGCGGCGAACUAUCUUCAUUGGAAAUAGCUGAUUUGUCAAUCUUGCCAUCAUUGGACAUUAUCAUCCAUGAGGUUAUCACCAUCAAACGUUGGGAUAGCAAGACAGGCUUGAUGAAUCCUGUGUACGAGCUAAAGAUGCCCUACUUCACGAAGGAGAAGUAUCGAAAUUACGGAGAAGUGGAUUGGCGUCCAAUGAACCAAUUGCUCGAGAAGGCCUAUGCUUUGUCCACCGCCAGAACAUUCUGUGGAGCCGACGGUCGAAACUAUCGGUGGGAAGCCGUGGACGAAAGGGUGGUUCUAUUAGCCGUAUCGGAUAUCAUACCUCGCGGAUAUGUCACCGCACGGUACAACUGGUCCCUCAUAUGUGGCGAGCUAUCCUCGUUGCAAAUCCUUCAUGAGCCGGUCUUGGAAACGCUCGACAUCAUCAUACGUACGUCACCCAUGUAA
Molecule: messenger RNA, 846 nt
Organism: Serendipita indica DSM 11827
Lineage: Eukaryota; Fungi; Basidiomycota; Agaricomycetes; Sebacinales; Serendipitaceae
Source: the annotation of a GenBank genome assembly